CCAGUAGGACCAGUGACGGACCAGUGACGGACCCAUGGGUCGUGCCUCUUCGAAAGUCUUGCCAGACGAGGAACUGGAUGAUUCGGCCAGCCGUGAAUCGAGGCCGCCUCAAUGGACGAGGAAUUCGUUUUCGUUGACGUGGAAGGCCUCUGAAGACUUUGCCAAGAAGAUGGGUGGCAGAUUGAUGACCCUGCGAGAAGCCCAAUCCUUCGUCAAGACACGUGGCCCAAUCUUUCCAAAGGAAGAUCAAUGGGCCGCGGUCCUUUGUGAAAAUGGCGAAGCAGAUUGGGUGCAGCUGGGAGAUAAGUCUCACGAGCAAGGCACCUCGCAGCUGCAGCUUGACGCAGGGGCGUUGGAGGAGGUGAUGGCACAGGCGGUGCUGUGGGUGCCCGAGGGCGACGAUGUCGUCGCGGCCGACGCAGAUGCGACGGUUGCGGGGACAGCGCCGGACGCGCAGAAGAGGUCGCUACGUGACGAGGCCGAAGAUGUCGCCGUGCCUGUCACAACUGAAAGCAAGGAUGCAGACAGCAAGGCGGACAAAGCGGAAAAGAAGGUGCAUAUGAAGGUGAAGGAGACUCAGGUGGAAGAAGAUGAAAGUAAACAGAGGCAUUGCGUGGUGCUUUGGAAGGAGGUGAAGUGGGAUCGAUUGGAGGAAAGUUUACCCUGGAGCAAAGCGGAGCAACAUGCUACGUCCAAGGGUGGCCGGCUCCUAAGCUUUGAAGAAGCCAAGAAGUUCUUACGGAAGCACGGGCCCAUCUAUCCGGGAGAAAAUCAUUGGGCUGCGGUCGGCAAACAGAAGGACCGGAAACGCGACUUUGUGCAGAUCGGAGAUCAGAACCACUCCGCCGGCAAAUCCCAGGUCCGCGACUUCAAGCAGUUUCCUUGGUGGGGCGACAGCGACAGCGGCAAGAUUCCCUGGAUGAAUGUGGUGCUUUGGACAGAGAUGCGUUGGGGCAAAGCCGCUCCCGGCUUAACCUUGGAAUCCUCCGAAGACUUUGCCGGGAAAAAGGACGGAGAGUUGUUGACCUUGGAUGAGGCCCGUACGCUGCUGGAGCAUCAAGGGGUCUUGUUUGCGGGUGAAGAUCAGUGGGCAGUGGUGAAGACCAACGGCGGCCGCGAUUGGGUGCAGGUGGGUAAUCGAGGACAUCAGACGGGCAAAAGCUAUGUGGCCGAGCACGGUUCAUUGCCUUCUUGGGACGAGUGAAGCGAGUGAAGCGGGAAGGACCUCGCCGUUGAUCGACAGUUUCACUGGGGUCAUCCCCGGGAGUUUUUCGGCAUGAUCCCAGGCUGAGAGAUUUUGUUGCGGCUGAUUCCUU
This is a messenger RNA of Cladocopium goreaui, 1316 nucleotides long. The record is from the annotation of a GenBank genome assembly. Lineage: Eukaryota; Dinophyceae; Suessiales; Symbiodiniaceae.